UUACUUGAGGAGGUGUGUAUAUAUGGAUAUCAAGAAAGAUAAAAAUUCAAGGUGGUACGAUGUUAAACUCGUGCCCGAUAAGUAUAAAUUAGCGAAAGAAGAUAGACCACAAAACAUUGAUGGUCAGGUUUGUGAUUCGGUUCCUGUUAUAGAUCUUGCAAAACAUAGGCAAGCAGUUGAAGCAAUCUUGAUGGCUUCUCAAGAGUUUGGUUUUUUUAAGGUGAUUAAUCAUGACGUCCCAAUAAAGACGAUUGUUGAUGCAAUGAAUGUUCUUAAGGAAUUUCAUGAAAUGCCAUCCAAAGAAGCAAUAAGAGGGUCUCACAAAAAAGGUUGGGCUCACCAAGACAAUAGCACGAAAGAUGGUGUAUAUCUAUGGAGGGAAAGUCUUAAGCAUCCUUGUCAUCCUUUGGAAGAAUGUAUAAAGUUAUGGCCUCCAAAACCGACCAAAUAUUCGGAGGUAAUUCAAUCUUACUUACAAGAGAUACAGAAAUUGAGUGAAAACAUUUUAGAGAUGAUUGCUGAAGGACUGGGACUCGAGCCAGAAUACAUUAAAGAUACAAGUGAAGUUAAACUAUUGGCAUCAAACUUUUAUCCACCAUGUCCAGACCCAAGUCUAACCAUCGGAUUACCAGCACACAAAGAUCCUAGCCUCAUAACCAUAUUGUAUCAAAGCGAUUCAACUGGUCUCCAAAUUUUGAAGGAUGGUCAAUGGGUCAAUGUUGGAACCACUCAGAAUUCUUUUGUUGUUAACAUUGGUAACCAACUUGAGAUUAUCAGCAAUGGAAAGUUGAAAAGUAUUGAGCAUCGGGUAUUGAAUAGUACUAAAGCUAGAAUAAGCAUUGCGAUCCAUGUGAACCCGUCUACCAAUUGUCUUAUUGAACCAGCAAAGGUUUUGGUUAAUGAAUCGGAACCAGCACGUUACAAAGCUAGUUUAUACGGUGAGUAUGUCAACAGCAACAACGCUUUUGGUGACUACACUGCUGCUUUAUAUGCAGAUUCAAGGAUUUCAGAAAGCUGAGACAUCACAAGGCUAUUAGAAAACUCUUGGUUUGCUCUUGGCAUUUGAUGAAAAAUCUUACCAAAAAUAAGAAAUAAUUUAUGUUUAUGUUUUAUGUCUUAUCUUGUGUUUAGUGGUCAUUUGAGAUCAUAAAAGUCUAAUCUAUCUAAUAAUAGUAAUAAAGUUUAGAGGUUUUUUCUUUCCUUUUCUUUAAGAGCUUUCUUGUUUUUAAAUCAAGUUUGGUCAAGUGCCUUCAUUACGUGGUGUUAGUAAGAAUUAGAGUUAAAUGCAAGAAUGGUUUCCGUGGUU
Molecule: messenger RNA, 1306 nt
Organism: Erigeron canadensis
Lineage: Eukaryota; Viridiplantae; Streptophyta; Magnoliopsida; Asterales; Asteraceae
Product: hyoscyamine 6-dioxygenase-like
Exons: 4
Coding region: 23-1018 (331 amino acids)
Source: RefSeq, a predicted model, not a curated record